Molecule: messenger RNA, 2146 nt
Organism: Macrosteles quadrilineatus (aster leafhopper)
Lineage: Eukaryota; Metazoa; Arthropoda; Insecta; Hemiptera; Cicadellidae
Product: GATA zinc finger domain-containing protein 1-like
Exons: 4
Coding region: 337-1050 (237 amino acids)
Biological process (GO): chromatin organization
Cellular component (GO): nucleus
Source: RefSeq, a predicted model, not a curated record
UCACAUCAAUAGGUCGUUGAGUGUUAUAGGUAUAGGCCUAGGCUAGUGUUUUGUUUUUAGUUUGGUCGUUAGGUCAGACAAGUGUUGUUGGGAUUAGCUUAGCUUUUAAAAGUCAGGCAUUUUCAGGCAUCAGGCUACAGUUAAAUUUGUAGAAGUAGCCUACACUGUUAACAUUACUGUGAGUUGAUUUUUACUGUUAUGUGAUUGAUCCCUAAACGUAGGCUAGAUACUUUGUUAGCCAAUUUGACUUAUUUUACAUCUUAGGCCUAUAACAAAUUGACAAUUAUUUAAAUAGAUCUAAAUUGUGAAUUUUUAAAUAGGCCUAGUAAUUCAAUAAUGCCUUUGCUUGGUGAAAAGGUACACUGCUAUAAAUGCACAAAAAAUGAAAGCUUUAUGUGGCAUCAGACUCCUAAGGGUGUUCAGUGCAACGACUGCCACGAAUCCGAACACACAGCUAAGGUUGUUGAAGAAGAGGAGAAGAAACCUGCCACGAUAGAAAAACCAAAAACUGCCUCCAAAAGAAAUUCUACGAGGGCUUCUCGUUGUUAUAAGACUCGGCAAAAUCCAAAUGCCACACCUAAACAGUAUUCUACCAAGGGAAAGGGGAGGCGAAGCGUAUUUAAGAAAAAAGAUCCAGUAAAGCUGACCCCGUCUGGUGCUACUUAUACUACCUCAACAAUGGUGCUUUACAAGCAAACAGUUUGGAGAAGCGGGGAUAUAGUGUCAGUUCGUGAUGUGGAGGGAGGUAUAUACUACGCUCAGCUUGACUUGUUCCUCAGUGACAUGUAUUGUGAACCGAGUGCUUCCAUUACCUGGUUAUUGCCAACUCGUAAUGAUUCGCCAUUCAAAGACAAAGGAUUUGAUCCUAUGUCAUAUGUACUUGGUCCCCACGAUGAUAGUCCUCGUAAGCUGGAAUACUUUGAGUUUGUCAUGCAUUGCCCGUCCGACUACUACCGAACUAAAACCCCCUUCCCUGACGGAUUGCCUGACUUCAAUCGCCCUUCUGUUUGGGGCCGUAUGAAUGCGAUAGAAAAAGUGCAAAAAAAGUGAAAUUGAUGUGAUAUACAAAAAAAGCAAUUUUACUAAAACAUGAAAACCAAGACUGUUUCAAAGACUGCUGCUUAUGAAUAUACUCGAUGUUAAAUUAGUUGAUAGACUUUUUUACAAUGAACAAAUGUUUAUUAUGUUUAGGAUAGGAAAAGAAAACUCAUGUUCGUUUUUUGAGAAAGAUUUGAUUUUUUUUCAACUAAGUUGCUUUGUUUUUGGUCUGGACAUUUAGAUGGUAAAAAGUUAGAUAUUUAUAAUUUAAAAGGUCUUAAACAUUUUCAAGAAUCAAGACAAGAGAAAGAAAAGAACAUUUUUCUGUAAUGUUCUGAUUUAAGUCUUAAUCCAUUCGUUUACUUGAUUAAUUUGUUUAAGGCAACUUAAAAAUAGGUAAAGAGAUCCUUGACUUGGAGGUGUCCGUAGUGUUUUCAAUAUUUAAUACAUAUUUGAUUCCUGCAAAUCUCAUAACAGUGUAAUACUGAACUAUAAAUAGUGUACCAAUUACAUUGCUUCUGGCUUUAUGUUUGGUUACAAAAAAUUGAAGCAGUUACUAAGCUUUCAUUUUUGAUGAAUGGCUUAUUUUUCUGUACACAAUUUUUAUAUUACUCCAACUGUUACUGUUAAUUUACUCCAAUCUAAGUAUAAUAUGAGGUUAUGAUUUCAUUACCUUUUUAAUUUAAUUAUGUAUACCUAUUUUAGUUUCAGUUGAAUUUCAUGGCUUCACUUAAGUUACAUGGUCAUGAUUCUUACAAGAAGUGUAUCAAAUUAUUAGACUCUCUUUUCUCUGGCUCAGCAAAAGAAUUGAAAUUGGACAAAUUGUAGCAACUGUCGACUCUUAACAACUAAAACGAACCAUACCUAUAUCCGUUUUUAACUACUUACCCUGCUCUUUUAGAGAGGGUUAAGUAAGGAUGAUCAAGGUUCUACUGUAUUAUUGUCUAACUUUUGUUGUUACCUUUUUGUAAUUCUAGUCAGGGAAAUAUGAAAAAGUUCAUGUUAAAGGUUUUGUUUAGAGUUACAAGUUGUGAUACAGAGACAUUAUAAUUUUAAGUGAUAUCCUUGUAUAUGGUUUAAUAAAGGACAUUUUUAUUCACUUAAGUAA